Messenger RNA from Chelmon rostratus (copperband butterflyfish), 3304 nucleotides. RefSeq names its product Yip1 domain family, member 2 (gene yipf2). The coding region runs from base 294 to 1226 and encodes 310 amino acids. The transcript is spliced from 9 exons. Gene Ontology annotation, biological process: vesicle-mediated transport. The record is from RefSeq and is a predicted model, not a curated record. Gene Ontology annotation, molecular function: small GTPase binding. NCBI's taxonomy places the organism in Eukaryota, Metazoa, Chordata, Actinopteri, Chaetodontiformes, Chaetodontidae. Gene Ontology annotation, cellular component: membrane; Golgi apparatus.
CAGCAGUUGCGCUAGGUAUGAGAGACAAGCGUUAGCAGUGGAAUAUCAUUUUCUGUCAGUUUCUUAUACCUACAUGGGCUGUAUCGUCACAUUUUUACGUUAGUUACAUUCACACCUUCAAACAAAUGACAAACGAGCGCUAGUGUGUAUUUAGCCUAGCUAGUAUUAGUUGUCACAGCUUUCUUACGCCAUCAUCAUUGGGGACAUCCUGCUGCGGACAGGUUGGUGUCAACGUGGGCUUUCCUGGUCACGACACAGGUGUUGCAUGAGGUUGCUGUUUGGUUACUGGAGCGAUGGCCAGUCCAAAUGAUCUGCAGUUCCAAGAGUUUGAGGAAGCAGCGGAGCUGCUGUCUGCAGACCCAGGGGCGUCCACACUCAGUAUGUCUGUCUCAAACACCACCACUGCAGCAGCAGCAGCAGGAGGAGGAGGAGGAGGAGGAGGAGAGGACGUGAAACUAGACCUUUCAGAGGAUGAGGAGGGUCAGGAGGAGAGCUCAGAGCUGUUAGGAGGACAGAAAGCAACUGGUGGCUUCUGGACCUUUGAGUACUAUCAGUCUUUCUUCAAUGUGGACACAGUGCAGGUACUGGACAGAGUUAAGGGGUCAGUGAUGCCGUUACCUGGAAGAAACUUUAUCAAACACCACCUUAGGAGUAACCCAGAUCUAUAUGGUCCAUUCUGGAUCUGCGUGACGCUGGUGUUCUCAGUAGCCAUCAGUGGGAACCUGUCCACCUUCCUCAGUGAGAUGGGAAACCCUUCGUACCACUACAGACCACAGUUCCACAGAGUGACGAUAGCUGCAGUGGUGAUCUUCACAUAUGCCUGGCUGGUGCCGAUUGGUUUGUGGGGUUUCCUGACCUGGCGCCAAGGGGCUGAGAGGCAAAUUGGUGGCUAUUCCUUCCUGGAGACUGUGUGUGUCUACGGCUACUCCCUCUUCAUCUAUAUCCCCACCUCGGUUUUGUGGAUCAUUCCAUUUGAGUGGUUGCGCUGGACGCUGAUCCUGAUCGCCAUGGUGAUCUCUGGCUCAGUCCUGGUCCUCACCUUCUGGCCCGUUGUCCGUGACGACACCAAGGUGAUGGCAGUGGCAACAGUUGCGAGCAUAGUGGUCUUGCACACACUGCUGGCUGUCGUCUGCAAGCUGUACUUCUUCCAGACGGCAGUCCACGUACCAACACCGGCUCCCACAGCCCCCCCGAUUCAAAUGACUCUGGCCACCCAGUCCCACUGACCAACAGGAAGGAGGAGUGUUGGCAGGGAGAGGGGGCAUGCAGGAUGUCUCUGUCCUGUUUGGAGUCACAUGCGGAUAUAAAAAUAUGUAUAGACAGUGUGGUUGAGGCAAUGUUGAUUAUUGCCACUGUGAUUGUUCAGUGCUCCCCGGAUGAAGUGCUGCGAUGGGUGUGUGUGGUUGUUUGUCUAAUUUAUCCUGAGGUGGUUCUACUGUGACUGUAGCACUUUCUUCACUGCAAUAAGUGUACAUUUCUACUGUGAUGUUUCAGGAUGUGGUGCAUCUAAUUAGUCUAGCAUGGCUUCCUUAACACUGCGAUACCCCUCAUUUCAUCAGCGAGACUUAAGCGCAUGAAGAAUCGGCGGAGGAGAAAAAACAGUAAGACUUCCAUCCAGAUACUGUCACAAAAUCAUGCUGCUACCAAUCAUUCCUUCUCACAAGAUAUCAGACGGUCAACCGCAGUUCUUCAGCUUAUAGACGUAAGUUACACCAGGCUGUGGCAUCACAUCAGGAUCAGUGACUGAUGUUGUUGCUAUGCAGCAAAAGGUGCUCAUCCAUGGAUGUGAUAAUAAAGCAGCUGCUCCCGUCUGUAAAGCUACUGAAAUAAAAUUCUCCUGUGAUGUGUGGGACGUUUGUACUUGGACCAAAGCCGUUCAGAGAUGAAGUGACCUCAGUUGUGAGGACAGUAAAACUGUUAUUUUAAUUUGGUGAAUCUGAUGAUUAUUUUUGGACUAAUUGUUUAGUUUAUAAAAGAUUGGAAAAUAGAGAAAAAAUGUCCAUCACAAUUUCCCGAAGCCCAUGGUGGUGGAGGAAGAAGCUGUUCACAUUAUUUAGCUGGAUCUAGAAUUUGAUAUUGAAUUUACAGUAAUAUAAAUGAGAGAAUAUCAUGGACAGCAGACAUCUUGGUUUGUUACUGAUAACAUUAGCAAUGGCUCCAUUAUAUUCAAGCGUCCCAUUAGGACAGUAAGACAGUUUGAAAGUGAGGCUGCAGAACCAUGAAACUAAAGCAGCUAAAUGGAAUUCAGCCAUCAUGGAUUUUAUUAUAUACACUUGUGCUUUUGCUGCAUUCUCAUCAACUCAACCAGUUUAAACAAGUCUUUACAUCGUUUGUAUCUGGUUUCAUGUGUCGACAAAUUUUUAGUCUAAGUCAGAGUAUUUAAGUUUGUGAGUACAAAGCUUGCAGUAAUGUGUGAAUGCAGCAAUUUCCUACUGUGACAUGUCAAAAUGCAUUCCAUGAUAAAGGCCAAAUUGUUGCAAAAAGUCACAAACCCCUAAAAAGAAAUCGGCUUUGGUGAGCCCCUGAAUUCUGGUCAAGCAGUCAUCAAGUUGAAAUUUCAGUUUAUGCCCAAAAACCUGCAAAAGUGAUGCUGUUAUCGCCUGUACUUUGUGUUUAGUGCUAUUUAGCAAAUGUUUGCAUGCUAAACUAAGAUGGCAAAUAUGGUGAACAUACUGCUAAACAGCAUGUUAGCAUUAUCUUUGUAUUUUAUCAUGUUGACGUUAGCAUUAGCUCACUUGUCUCAGUGCAGAGCUGCUGGGUGCAGCUGUGUGUGGCUGCACACUCUCAGUCUUGCAGCUUGAUGAAUGACAUGCUGAUUAAUCAUUUUCAUUUCAGCCCUGAGUGAAACUUUCUCAGAGUUGCACAUCAGACACGUUUGAAUGCCGUAAAGCGGGGUCGCUCUCUCCUAACGGCCUCAGCUUUCAGCAAACGACGCAACAUUUCAAAAGUUAACAGACGCGUUGUUCGUAAGUGAAAACAUUAGAUCGUGUGAAUUUGCUCCAUGAAGCAGCUUGCUUCAGUCGCAGAUGUGGGGUAGGAAGCCAGUCCAGAUGGUAGUGCAGGAUUAUGAAUGUGUUCCAAUGAACAGAGACUGGAAAAGGACCCCUGCUGAUGCACCACACCACUUCUCCUGCCCGAGAGAAACACGAGGAGCUCAGCCUCUAAGCCCUCACUGACAAAACGACUUCAUUUACUUUAACUGCAUUCAUGGUUUAUUGUAAGUUGAGGACCAGGUUAAUGUCUGCAGAACUAUUUAUUCCCUCCUGUGAUGCUGUUUAGGGUUUUUGUUAAUAAACUUGAAGUC